AUGGACCCAACCAUCACUGCGCCCACUGCGCAAGCUCACUGCCAUUCCCACUCUCCAACUCCUCCAAGCGCUGGCGCUUAUCCCCAGAAACCCAGUAUCUGCAACUGCUCCACCCCACCAUCUCAGACCUAUCUCAAACCCAUCAUUGGCUGCGCAAACCGCAAAUGCCGACCCCGAUACUACCACCUCCGCUGCGUGGGUCUCUUUCAGCGUCCCGACAAUGAGUUCACCUGGCUCUGUCCUUCAUGUCGACCAGACGAUGAGCCACUUCCGCCGCGCAUCUGCGUCUGUGAGGAUCCACCGUAUCGUACUGGACCUAUGGUCGAGUGUACGCAACAAGAGUUGUGUGCGACGCGCUGGUUUCACUUGCCCUGUACUGGGCUUUUGCCUGGCAAGGAUGUUACGCAGUGGACUUGUGCGGAGUGUGUGGCUGGGAUUGUUAUGAAGCAAGAUUGCCAGGAGGAUUUGGAGCGGCGGAGGGUGAAUGGCGAGGUCGCUGAGGAUGAGGAUGAGGUGAUUGUGCAGCAAGAGCAAGAGAAAGCGACGGAGAAGCCGCGAAAGGAUAGUGGAGUUGUCGGAGAUGAGGGUGAUGAGGACGAGCUGGAGCAGCAAGAGUACGUUUCCGAUGGUGUACCUGGUGUCUUCUUCGGUGCAGAAGAAGAUGAACUGCCACGACCUGUUGCUUCCCCCUUGAAGCGCAAGUCAGAUGAAGUCGACACUCCGCCUCGCAAGAAGACAAAGCGGGCAAGUCCCUCUCCCUCUCCUGCUCCCGCCCCAGGACCGGAGCCGGAGUACUGCGUCUGCGGUACCCCAGCUGAUAACGACAUGAUCGCGUGUGAUGCGCCAAAGUGCCAUGCUGAGUGGUUCCACUAUGUUUGUGUAGGCUUGACGGCGGCGACGAUUCCGCCGGGAAAGUGGUUUUGUGAUGAGUGUACGGAGAUCAUGGAGAAGGCGAGGAAGGAGAAAAAGAAGAAGGGUGGGAAGGAGAAGGAGAAGAGGAAGAGGUGA
This is a messenger RNA of Alternaria atra, 1008 nucleotides long. RefSeq lists its product as uncharacterized. NCBI's taxonomy places the organism in Eukaryota, Fungi, Ascomycota, Dothideomycetes, Pleosporales, Pleosporaceae. The record is from RefSeq and is a predicted model, not a curated record. Gene Ontology annotation, cellular component: nucleus. The coding region runs from base 1 to 1008 and encodes 335 amino acids. The transcript has a single exon.